GACCUGGGAUUUGUGUUGAUAGAGACACGGGAACAAAACAAGUCCCUGCAGUUUGAUGUAGAGGACCUAAGACAGAAGCUACAUGAUGCUCAGGGAGACAUCAAGUUGUUGCGAGAACAGAUCGCUCGUCAGCGUGUGGGGACGACAGAUGAGGGGAUGAAUACUCGUCAUUUCCCAGCCCAUGAAAGGGAGAACUUGGUCCAGCAGCUGGAGGCAUCAAGGGAUGAGUUUAUCCAGCUGGAGCGUGAUCUUCAACAGGUCAUAGAUGAGAAGGAAGAGUUGGUGAACGAACGAGAUGUCUAUAAAAACAAAUAUGAACGCCUCAACACAGAACUCAACUACAUCCUGAAGGGCGAUGAGAAACGUGUCGUAGACUUAGAUGCUCUCAUCAUGGAAAACAG
This is a messenger RNA of Pecten maximus, 401 nucleotides long. RefSeq names its product coiled-coil domain-containing protein 149-like. Lineage: Eukaryota; Metazoa; Mollusca; Bivalvia; Pectinida; Pectinidae. The annotation marks the transcript as partial. The record is from RefSeq and is a predicted model, not a curated record. The transcript has 3 exons.